Molecule: messenger RNA, 1671 nt
Organism: Aspergillus oryzae RIB40
Lineage: Eukaryota; Fungi; Ascomycota; Eurotiomycetes; Eurotiales; Aspergillaceae
Exons: 1
Coding region: 1-1671 (556 amino acids)
Molecular function (GO): oxidoreductase activity; 2 iron, 2 sulfur cluster binding; molybdenum ion binding
Source: RefSeq, a predicted model, not a curated record
AUGCCAACUUUCCAAGACGAAGAUGCUGAUGCUAUCAAAGCUCUGAAACAGCCGUGGGAGACGGAGACACUGGCCCAGGUGAGGACUGGAAAGGUCAAACCAACCUUCACUACUCAGGAGCCCUCCGCCAUCUAUAAGCAGAUAAGGCGAGGCCCUCUUGCUGUCAACGAUCUUGGGUGUGAGGGGGACGAGCAUGCAUUUGAAUUCCAUGGCGGUCCGGAGAAAGCCCUACUGCAGUACAGUGCGCGGCAUUACACCAGGUGGAAAAAGGAGCUGCCGCAAAGUAAAGCCUUAUUUGUACCGGGCGCAUUUGGUGAGAACCUGGUUGCGAGUAAUGCCAACGAGCACAACAUGUGUAUCGGUGAUGUGGUGAGGAUUGGAGAAGUGAUCGCUCAGGUAACAGGACCGCGGCAGCCCUGUUACAAACUGAACCACAGAUUUCAGGUCCCCGACAUGUCAAAGCGUGCUCAGGACCUCUGCCGCACAGGCUGGUUCUACCGUAUCCUUAAGACAGGCACGAUUCAGGCGGGCGAUCAAAUGACACUGCUGGAGAGGCCGAAUCCGCAGUGGACCAUUGCCACUAUCCAGCACUACCUUUAUCGCGACAUGCGCAACGAGGAAAUGAUGCGACAGAUUGUCGAGAUUAGAGAACUCGGUAUGGAGUAUCGGGGAAUUUUCAUCAACAGGCUGCGGAAACAAUACGAAAAUCAAGCGCGCCGGCUCGAAGGAGCACCCGAAAAGGCACUCACAAUAUGGAAGGACUAUCUUCUGCUCACAAAAGUCAAAGAAACUCCCCGCAUCGUUUCUCUGGUUCUCAGAGCGAUAACACCAUCGGAAGUGCCCAGUCCCAUUGUUACCGGAUCUCAUGUGCGCGUGCGCCUGAAUGAGGGACUGAUCCGCCCAUACUCUGUUGUUACAGGAGACUCGAAUCAGUUUUGCCUUGCCGUUGCCCUGGAUGAAGCCAGCAGAGGAGGGUCGCGAUAUAUCCAUCGUGAGGUUCAGCCCGGCGACAUGCUACAAUGUGGUCCCAUUACAGCCAGCUUCCCUCUUUCAACGGUUGCUGAUCAUCACGUCUUCAUUGCUGGGGGAAUCGGAAUUACAGCCUUCAUAGCCGCUGCGCAGCAUUGUGAACGGCUCGGCUACCCAUACCAUCUGCAUUACCUUGUUCGAAGCGCUGAGGAUAUUGCCCUGAAAGAGUAUUUAAGCGGGCUGGGCUCCAAUGUCACCAUCUACGAUAAGUCCUCCGGAAAAGUGUUUAACGCCAAGCAUACUAUGGAGCAAAUCCAUGAGGGGACCCACGUAUAUUGCUGUGGAUCUGAGCGAUUACAAGACUCUGUUCUCACAGUGGCGUCUUCUUUAGGAGUCAGCUCCAGCAGGCUACAUUUUGAGACGUUCAAGGCCGCUACAUCUGGCGACCCAUUCACCGCAGACUUGGCUGGAUCGAAAACCUCCAUCGAGGUAGGAGAAGAGCAGACACUACUCGAUGCCUUGCGCGAGGCAGGAUUUGAUAUUCCCUCAUCCUGUGAGGCUGGAAACUGUGGGACUUGUAGGGUUGGGGUCAAGGCCGGAAAAGUCGAACAUAGGGGCUCGGGGCUUAUGGAAUCCGACAAGAAUCAGGCCAUGCUAAGCUGCGUCUCUCGCGGUCUCGGGACCGUAGUUCUCGAUCUGUGA